CCCUCAUCGCUCUCCGACGCAGUCCAUCCGAGGCGCCAGAGACCCCCGAUAUGGCCGAUUCGGACAACGACUCGGGCGGGAACAACGACGGCAGCCACGCGCAGGGCGGGGAGCUGUCGGCGCGUGAACAGGACCGAUUCCUGCCGAUCGCUAACGUGAGCCGGAUCAUGAAGAAGGCGCUGCCGGCGAACGCGAAGAUCUCGAAGGACGCGAAGGAGACGGUGCAGGAGUGCGUGUCGGAAUUUAUCAGCUUCGUCACCGGAGAGGCCUCCGACAAGUGCCAGAGGGAGAAGAGGAAGACGAUCAACGGCGACGAUUUGCUCUGGGCGAUGACGACGCUAGGGUUCGAGGAGUACGUGGAGCCGCUCAAGGUUUAUCUGCAGAAGUAUCGGGAGCUUGAGGGCGAGAAGACCAUCAUGGGCGGCAGAGACAAGGAUAGUGCAGGCGGAGGCGGUGGGGGGACUUCCGGUGGAGGUGGCGGUGGCGGUGGCGGUGUAACCUCAGGGUCAAGCGGCGGUGGUGGUGGGUAUAAUGGGGUUUAUGGUGGAAUGGUGAUGAUGGGUAAUCAUCAUCAUCAUCAUCAUCAGGGACACGUGUACGAUUCUGGUGGUGGGUAUCAACAACAUCAUAUGGGUAUGGGAAGUGGAGGAGUUAGGGUUGGGAAUAGUGGAGGUUCGGGUGGUGGUGGAAAUGGUGGAGCUUCAGUUGUGAGGUGACUCAGGUCAAAGCAGGUGCUUUGCUCGGUGGAUUUAAUUAGGGAUGAUGAUUAUGAUGAUAAAUGACUGUUAAUCUUAAUUUAGGUGGGUUAAUUCAAUUUUCUUGAGUUCUAUAUAUCUGUGUGUGUCUGUCUGUAAGUGUAAUUGUGGGAAAAGGAAAGGGGUAUAGUGGGAAAGGAUAAAUGUAUGAUUCUCAUGUAGAUAGUUUUGACUAAACCCCAAUUUAGUUGUUGGGCUCUGGUUGGUUCAAAAUUUCCAAUCUGUUGAAAAGAAUCCAUGAAUCAUUGGCUUAUAAUGAGCUGAGACUGACAGAGGAGGAAAAGGUCUUGUAUUUGUGUUCUUUUGGGGAAACAUGACCUUAACAUCGGGUAUUCUUUGUGUGCGGUCUGCGGUGUACCAAAUAAAGAAAUAUCGAGGUCCAAAUUA
Prunus dulcis (almond) is the source of this 1142-nucleotide messenger RNA. RefSeq names its product nuclear transcription factor Y subunit B-3-like. Bases 51 to 716 code for a protein of 221 amino acids. Gene Ontology annotation, biological process: regulation of transcription by RNA polymerase II. Gene Ontology annotation, cellular component: CCAAT-binding factor complex; nucleus. Lineage: Eukaryota; Viridiplantae; Streptophyta; Magnoliopsida; Rosales; Rosaceae. The record is from RefSeq and is a predicted model, not a curated record. Gene Ontology annotation, molecular function: RNA polymerase II cis-regulatory region sequence-specific DNA binding; DNA-binding transcription activator activity, RNA polymerase II-specific; protein heterodimerization activity. The transcript has a single exon.